AUGUUUGGGCUCAAGCUGAAGAAGAAGAAGAAGAAAGCAGAGAAGGGGUUAAUCCUAGCCAAUAAGGCUGCCCAAGAUGGCCAAGGUGAAGCAGAAGUAUCACAGGAGGGCCCUUCUCACCAGGAAGGACUGGGAGGAGAUUUGAUUUAUGAUCAUACAUCUGGCACCCCUGUCCCUUCAGCUCCUUCAAAGAGAAGAUCAAAACUGUUGACUAAGAUCCAUGAUGGGGAGAUCAGAUCACAAAACUACCAGAUUGCCGUCACCAUCAUUGAGGCCCGCCAGCUGGUGGGUGAGAACAUUGACCCUGUUGUGAUCAUUGAGGUCGGGGAUGAGAAGAAGCAGAGCACCGUGAAGGAAGGAACCAAUAGCCCGUUUUACAAUGAAUACUUUGUGUUUGACUUCAUUGGACCCCAAGUGCAUCUUUUUGACAAGAUCAUCAAAAUCUCAGUCUUUCACCACAAGCUGAUAGGAAGCAUACUCAUCGGUUCCUUCAAAGUGGACCUGGGGACUGUGUACAACCAACCUGGUCAUCAGUUCUGUGACAAGUGGGCCCUGCUCACAGACCCUGGCGACAUCAGGACGGGCACGAAGGGGUACCUGAAGUGUGACAUCAGCAUGACUGGGAAAGGCGACGUCUUAAAAACCCACCCCAAGACUUCCGAUGCCGAGGAGCAAAUAGAAAAGAACCUUUUGAUCCCUAAAGGGUUUCCAUCAGAGAGACCCUGGGCCAGAUUCUACGUGAGACUCUACAAAGCAGAGGGGUUGCCCAAAAUGAACUCCAGCAUCAUGGCGAAUGUCACCAAAGCAUUUGUGGGUGACAGUAAGGACCUUGUGGACCCCUUUGUGGAGGUGUCCUUUGCUGGACAGACGGGGCGAACCACAGUGCAGAAGAACUGUGCUGAUCCCGUGUGGCACGAACAGGUGGUCUUCAAGGAAAUGUUCCCUCCUUUGUGUCGGAGGGUGAAAAUCCAGGUGUGGGAUGAAGGCAGCAUGAAUGAUGUAGCACUGGCCACCCAUUUCAUCGACCUGAAGAAAAUCUCCAAUGAACAGGAUGGAGAUAAAGGCUUUCUACCGACCUUUGGACCUGCCUGGAUUAACCUGUAUGGCUCACCCAGGAACCACAGUCUGAUGGAUGACUACCAGGAACUGAAUGAAGGCUUUGGAGAAGGUGUGUCAUUCAGGGGCAGAAUCUUGGUGGAAAUUGCUGUGGAGAUCCUUUCAGGAGGGAUGCAGGAAUCUAAAUUUUCCAAGACACUCAAGGAGCUCAAGUUGUCUUCGAAGGACAAAGAUUCCAAGUCUUCCAAAGGCUCCAGUAAAGACAAGGAUGAUAAGACCGAUGGUGGAAAAUCCCAGCAGGCUUCAGACAAGACCAACUCAACAGAGGUUGAGGUGGAACCUUUCGAUGUGCCCCCUGAGAUUAUACCAGAAAAAUAUGAGGAAUUUUUAGUCUUUGGAGCAUUUUUUGAAGCUACCAUGAUUGACCGGAGGAUUGGAGACAAACCCAUUAGCUUUGAAGUUUCUAUUGGUAAUUUUGGGAACCUGCAUGAUGGCGGGUCCUCUCAUGGGAGUAAGAAGAAGUCAGCGGAAUCAGCUGAAGAAGAAAUCCUCCCACUGCUGCAUGAAGGAGAAGGAGGUGCAGCCCAUAAUGUCGCCAUCCCUAUUGUCUCCACCACGCCCCCAGAGAAGCCACUCGUGACAGAAGGGAACAGGAACUACAACUAUUUGCCUUUUGAGGCCAAGAAGCCCUGUGUCUACUUUAUCAGUUCUUGGGGAGACCAGACGUUUAGGCUGCACUGGUCCAACAUGCUGGAGAAAAUGGCGGACCUGCUGGAAGAAAGUAUAGGAGAAGUGAGAGAAUUGAUCAAGAUUUCAGAGAAAGGAUCGGAAGACAAAAUGAAGACUGUGCUCAGUGACUUCAUCAGUCAAAGCAGUGCCUUUAUCUCUGAAGCAGAAAAGAAGCCCAAGAUGUUGAACCAAACCACUUUAGAUAAGAAACGACUUACGCUCUGUUGGCAGGAGCUGGAAGCAAUGGCCAAGGAGGCCAAGGCGAUCAUUCAGCAGCAGAAGAAGAAAUUAUCUCUUGAUGAAAUGAUCCACGAAGCCGAAAUCUUUGUGGAAAAAAUCCGCUUCCUCGUUGAUGAGCUUCCUGGAAAACGGCCAGCUGGUUGGUCAGUGCAAGCAAAGGUGGACGUGUACCUGUGGCUGGGCUCCGCCAGACACUCCAGUGCCAUUUUGGACAACUUGCCAGCAGGCUAUGAAGCAGAGAUGUCCUCCAAAGUGGCUGGCACCCCUCAACCCCCAACCAGCCUGCUCUACCCAGCCCAGCAUGUCUUUCAGCUGAGAGCACACAUGUAUCAAGCCCGGGGCCUCAUCGCAGCGGACAGCAGUGGACUCUCAGACCCCUUUGCCAAGGUCACGUUCCUUUCCCACUGCCAGACCACAAAGGUCAUUUCCCAGACCCUCUCCCCAACCUGGAACCAGAUGCUGUUGUUCAAUGACUUGGUGCUGCAUGGAGACCAGAAGGAGCUGGCGGAGUCCCCGCCUUUGGUGGUGGUGGAGCUAUAUGACAGCGACGCGGUGGGGAAGCCAGAAUAUUUGGGGGCCACAGUGGCUGCUCCUGUUGUGAAGCUAGCUGACGAGGACUAUGAGCCACCCAGGCUGUGCUAUCACCCCAUCUUUUGCGGGAGCCUCUCUGGAGGGGACCUCCUUGCUGUAUUUGAACUGCUGCAGGUCCCUCCAUCUGGGCCGCAAGGACUUCCUCCCGUUGACCCACCAGAUGUCACCCACCUCUACCCAGUUCCUGCCAGCAUUCGGCCAGUGCUGAGUAAAUACCGAGUGGAGGUUCUCUUCUGGGGAGUCCGAGAAAUGAAGAAGGUGCAGCUGUUGUCGGUGGAUCGCCCGCAGGUCCUCAUCGAGUGUGGGGGCCGGGGAGUCAAGUCCUGCGUGAUCCAGAGCUACAAGAACAACCCGAACUUCAGCAUCCAGGCAGACGCUUUUGAAGUGGAACUGCCUGAGAACGAGCUUCUGCACCCGCCCCUCAGCAUCUGUGUGGUGGACUGGAGAGCUUUCGGGAGGAGCACCCUGGUGGGCACCUACACCAUCAACUGCUUGAAGCAGUUUUUGUGUAAAUCCAAGGAGCUCCUGGCCCUCCCCUCAGAGGUGGAUGGAACCCAACCCAGUUGCCUGACCUGAUGUAUUUCCAUUUCACCUGUUUCAGAUUCGCUAAUAGCCUCUGAGCCUUCCGGAUCCCUCCGCUCCUCCCAGGAGCCACCAACAGAUCACAUCUAUGUGAAUGUUGAGCCACCUCCCACCGUGGUACCCGACUCUGCCCAGAUUCCACCAACCAGCUUGGUUGACAUCCCUGACUCAUCUCCAAUGCUUGAGCCUGAACUCAAACCUGCAGACGAGGAGCGACCAAAAGACGGCAAAGCUAAGGAUGCCAGGAAACCUACCCGAAAGUCAACCAAAAGGAGAAGGAGGACCAUAGCGGAUGAGUCUGCUGAAAACGUCAUUGACUGGUGGUCCAAAUAUUACGCCUCCCUAAAGAAAGCCCCGAAGGAGAAGGAGAGCAGUCCCAAGGAGAAAAGAGGUCAUGCAGGGGUGAAGCCAGAUGAGGUGGUGGUAAAUAUAGAAGAUGGGGCAAAGAAGAAGAAAGACAAAAUGCUCAAGAAGAAAUUCAAAGGAGAUGAAAUACCCAACCUGGCCGUCUUGCAGAUAUAUGAUGGUGACCUUGAGAGUGAAUUCGACCAUUUUGAAGACUGGGUGAAAACCUUUGAACUCUUCAGAGGCAAGUCCACAGAGGAUGACCAUGGCCUUGAUGGGGACAGAGUCAUAGGGAAGUUUAAGGGCUCCUUCUGCAUCUACAAGAACCCCAAGGAUUCCAGCACUGAGGACUGUGGGCAGCUGAGAAUCCUGCAAGGGGUUCCUCCCAACCACCCCGUCAAAGUCCUGAUCAGGGUGUACAUUGUUGCGGCAUUUAAUCUCAGCCCAGCUGAUCCAGACGGCAAAGCAGAUCCCUACAUUGUGAUCAGGCUUGGCAAAACAGAAAUCAAAGACCGGGACAAAUACAUCCCCAAACAACUGAACCCAGUAUUUGGAAGGUCAUUUGAGAUCCAGGCCACAUUUCCAAAAGAGUCCCUACUCUCCAUCCUCAUCUAUGACCAUGACAUGAUCGGGACAGAUGACCUCAUUGGUGAGACCCGGAUCGACCUGGAGAACCGCUUCUACAGCAGACACCGAGCCAUCUGUGGCUUGCAGAGCCAGUACGAGAUAGAAGGAUACAAUGCCUGGAGAGAUACCUCCAAACCUACCGAGAUCCUAACAAAGCUCUGCAAAGACAAUAAACUGGACGGACCCUACUUUCGCCCUGGGAAAAUACAGAUAGGAAAUCAGGUCUUUUCUGGAAAAACAGUCUUCACAGAGAAGGAUACAGAUGAGACAGUGGAGUCUUACGAGCACCUGGCCCUCAGGGUUUUACACUCCUGGGAGGAUAUGCCAGAGGUUGGGUGUAGGCUGGUUCCGGAGCACAUAGAAACUCGGCCGCUGUACCACAAGGAUAAGCCAGGAAUGGAGCAGGGCCGCCUGCAGAUGUGGGUGGACAUGUUUCCCAAAGAUAUGCCUCAACCUGGACCUCCAGUUGACAUUUCGCCAAGGCAACCAAAAGGGUAUGAAUUGAGAGUAACCGUCUGGAACACUGAAGAUGUCAUUUUAGAGGAUGAGAAUAUCUUCACAGGACAAAAGUCAAGUGAUAUUUAUGUUAAAGGGUGGAUAAAGGGUUUGGAAGAUGACAAGCAGGAGACAGAUGUGCAUUACAACUCCUUGACUGGCGAGGGGAAUUUCAACUGGCGCUUCCUGUUUCCAUUUCAGUACCUCCCAGCUGAGAAGCAAAUGGUUAUUACGAAGAGAGAAAACAUCUUUUCCUUAGAGAAGAUGGAGUGUAAGACACCCGCCGUGUUGGUGCUUCAGGUUUGGGAUUUUGAAACGUUGUCCUCAGAUGACUUUCUGGGCUCCCUGGAAUUAAACCUCAAUAGUUUCCCCCGAGCAGCCAAGACUGCCAAAGCCUGUGAUCUCGCCAAGUUUGAAAAUGCGAGUGAGGAGAGCAAGAUCUCCAUAUUUCAGCAAAAGCGCGUGCGGGGCUGGUGGCCGUUUGCUAAAAGCAAAGAACUCACGGGCAAGGUUGAAGCUGAGUUCCACCUGGUUACGGCAGAGGAAGCUGAGAAAAAUCCUGUCGGAAAAGCCCGGAAGGAGCCAGAGCCCCUGGCCAAGCCCAACCGCCCAAACACCUCCUUCUCCUGGUUUGUGAGCCCCUUCAAGUGCCUGUACCACCUCAUCUGGAAGAAUUACAAAAAGUACAUCAUCAUCGGUUUCAUUCUGAUUGUCCUUAUCAUCUUUCUGGUCCUCUUCAUCUAUACCUUGCCCGGAGCCAUCAGCCGAAGGAUCGUCGUGGGCUCCUAGAGAAUCUUGGAGGACCCAGACCCUCCCAUUCUGUUUAUCCUCUCUUCUCCCUCAUUUCUAAAUGUGUAAGAACAUGUGCUCUGUGCAGGCACUGUGCUGGGUGCUGAGGGGAUGAACCUAAAGGGCCCAAGAACCAGUCCCUCUGUCUAAGGACAAAUCAGCCCUUCUUGGAGGACACGGGAAAGGACCCUUCCCUGCCCCAAACCUGGUCACCGCCUUUCAAACUCACAAGCCUUAAGGCAUGUUCCCAGCAUGAAAUUAUGACUCCUUUGCCUCAGUGUAAUCAAUGGUGAUCUCACACUGACUUAGGUGAAUGUUUUCUUCAUGUAACUGGUUUUAUUCUGAGAGAUCUAAUUCUGGGCCUGAGAUUUAUUGAAAGUAUGUUCUUUUAAAUAAAAUUUUUACAGCAAA
Messenger RNA from Suricata suricatta (meerkat), 5865 nucleotides. It is a transcript of the gene FER1L6, whose product is annotated as fer-1 like family member 6. The transcript has 39 exons. The record is from RefSeq and is a predicted model, not a curated record. Gene Ontology annotation, biological process: plasma membrane organization. Lineage: Eukaryota; Metazoa; Chordata; Mammalia; Carnivora; Herpestidae.